This is a messenger RNA of Drosophila eugracilis, 2468 nucleotides long. RefSeq lists its product as uncharacterized. Bases 84 to 2324 code for a protein of 746 amino acids. The record is from RefSeq and is a predicted model, not a curated record. Gene Ontology annotation, cellular component: mitotic spindle; nucleolus; microtubule. The transcript has 4 exons. Gene Ontology annotation, molecular function: microtubule binding. Lineage: Eukaryota; Metazoa; Arthropoda; Insecta; Diptera; Drosophilidae. Gene Ontology annotation, biological process: establishment of mitotic spindle localization; mitotic cytokinesis; mitotic chromosome condensation.
UUCAAAAAAAACGUACAGAUUGAAUAUCACUGGCAUUUUAUUUUGCGUAUAUUUAAAAGAAAACUCGAAAGAUACACCUGAAAAUGGAGUUGAAUACUGAUAAUCCUUCAAACGAAGUUAGCGUCCUCGCGCCUAACGAUCAGGAAAAUGAGGACGCCAAUCUGAAUUUGGAAACUCUAGACGCUGUGGGCACUCCAAUGGCCAAGAAAACGCGUAGAGCCGUCCUCAAACGAAUGAACGCCACUUCGGAAAAGGAUUCGCCAACACAUCCUGAUCCUCCGAAAACGCCUGGCUCGCCUGGCCAUGUUCGUCCAACCACUGAAACCCCAAGACGCAGUUGCCGCAAAAGUGUGCGUCCGCCAAUCGACUAUGAUGACAUAGUGCGAUCCGCCAAGAAAGUUUUAGUUGAAGCAUCAACUGACGAUCCCGAGAACGAAGAGCCCUCCACUCAAAAGUGGAGUGCCGCAGAGGUGGGCAAAAAUACGCGCAAGCGCAGUCGCAAGUCCAAGCGCGUAGCUAGCAAGAAGCAGAAAACAGAUCAGGUUGUUUUUGAAGAAAAUGUUGGGGAAGUGCAGGAUACAGAGAUGGAGAUUCCAAAAGAAAAUGUGGAGAAGCCUCAGGAUCAAGUUAAAAUUACAGAGGUUCAAGCAGACAACGAAGAAGUGAAGCAACGAAAAUCCAUUAGGAAAUCCACCAAGACAUCUAAAAAUCAAGUUCAACCCCGAAAACAAAACUUCGAGGAACAAGAGCCAUCCAAAUAUAUAGUUGCUGAUGCGGAGAAAGAUGAACUGGGCUUGUGCCUACUGGAUAUGGAUGACAAUGAUAAAGAGGAAACAAAUAUAAAGGCGGGAGAGUCAGCUGAAACUGCUCCAAAGAAGAAAGAUGAAAAUGUUGUUGUUCAAGAUAGAGCGCAGUUUAGUACUGACGAAAAAGUUGAUGAAACCACAAAACCACUUACACCAAUUAAACAGAAAAUAAAUACAGUUGAAGAUAGCCUUUCUGUGGUACAAUCAGCUGAGGCAGCUAAUGUUAUCGAUGAGCAAAGCCCUGAAGAAGAAAUGCCCUCACUAUUUAUGGAAAGUGAAGAUCUGAAUGGACCAGAGAAGUCGCCGCUUAACACCACAUUCGACGCAGAGGAUAAGAAAGAUUUAGAUGCAAGCGUUAUCUUGGUUGUUAGUCCCCUUCAGCAGCCAGAAGCUAAGGCCUCCAAUAUUGAUGCAAGUGUUAUCCUUGUGGACAGUCCUGAACAAUCUGAAAUUUGCGCUCCUAAGCCAGAAAUUUCUGAGGAAAAAUCAGAGAUUAAAGUGGUCCUCACAACAGAAGAUGAUCAAGACCAGGUCCUAUUAGAUCUAAAUGAUAUAUCUUCGCCAAAGGAGUUAAAUCCCAGGAAAUCAAAGGGUUAUCGAUUCCCCACACCAUAUAAGACAGGAACGAUCUUUAAGUUUACAAAAACACCAGAGGCAGUUAGCAAGCAUAACAUUAAAACCUUUUUCGAGGAAGAUGUUUCUGUUACAAAGAACGUUCGCAAACGUUCCAAGUCAACGAGCCAGUUAAAUGAUAACGUGUCGAGGACUGUAUCUUUUCAGAGUCCCAUUGAGAUUGCCCAUGUCGAGGACAUUGACAAGCGCUGGAAGGGACUUCAAAAAAAUAAUGUUAACAACCGCCGCAGGCGAUCAAAGUCAUUGGAUGAGAACCGUUGCAAAAUAAGCAGGAUUCCCAAGCCAAGCAAAGGAGUUAUACUGGUAAACAGAACCAACACACCUAGCCAGGUAAAUAAGCGCACAAAGAUGCCCAAUUUUGCUGCCAUGCAUGAAAAGCAGUUUGCCAGGAUGGAAAGCCUCUUGGAUCACGUCGAACGGAAGGCGGAGCGCGCUAAAGUGCUGACAAACUCAGUGCAAAAGCAACCAGGAUCAACCUCCAAGAAGCCGCAAAUUUCUGCUUCUGUGGAAGAGGGCACCCGUCCAAGAGCAAUGAAAAAGAUCGACAUGACCGCCAAUCGAAGUAUGGUGAUGGAACACUCAACCGAUAAGCUCAACUCAUCCCGAUUGCCCUUGAAGACCACCGCUCCCGUUCUCAAUGUGGUUCCGAAGCCAGCAUUCAAUCUGUCCACCUCUAUGGUGAAGACAUUUAACGCUACGUUCAGCAGCAGACCGGUAGAGUCGCAUGAUACCAAGCUCGCGGAGCGACGUCAACGUCGCAUUGAAAUGUUUAAAGGCAGGACAACGAAGGACCAAAAGGAAAAAGCAGAGUUCAUCCGUGGAGUGCGUCUGAAUCGGCGAUUUGAGCUACAAAUGCAACACCGUCGGCACUUGGAGGAGGAUUAGUUUCCUAAGUUAUUUUGUUAAUUCUUCAUAUUUCCUUAUGCUUAACCUUAUGUAUUCGCUUUAACAUACCAGUUUUAAUUUUAGAUUCGUCUAAAAGGAGAUUCAAAUUUCUGUUAAAUCCAAUAAAUAUGUUUUCUUGUGUCA